AUGGGUAAACUUUUGCAGAAGAAGAAGGAGCGCUCCGGGCGCUCCAAGGCCCGCGCCAAGGACAAUCGUCUCAAGACCGGCCACAAGAAGAUCAAUGUGCUGGGCAAUCAGAUCAUCGCCGACAACUGGGAUCGCUCAUUGACCCUCACACAAAACUACCAGCGCCUUGGUUUGAUGCACAAGCUUAAUGCACCCUCUGGCGGCCGCGAACGUAUGCCCGCAAAGGACGAGGAAUUCCCUGAGAACCAGAACUCCCUGCACAUCCGUGGCAGCGCCAAGGCAGCUGCAGCCAAGCUUGAUCUCGGCGAGACACGAGUUGAGCGCGAUCCCGAGACCGGCGCAAUUCUGCGUGUUAUCCACGAUGACGACGACAGCGUGGAAGUGGCCGGCCGCCAGCGCUCGCGCAAGAACCCACUCAACGACCCUCUGAACGACCUCGAAAUCGAGAGCAACCCUCUUGCGGACUCCGAGAUUGUGAAACAGCUCGAGCGCCAGGCUGAUCAGGAGGGCAAGACUGUGCGUGCCAAGAAGCCGCGGUUCCAGAGCUCGCGUGAGGGCGAGUGGGCUCAGCGCUUGAUUGACAAGCACGGCGAUAACUUCGCUGCUAUGAUGCGUGAUCGCAAGUUGAAUCCUAUGCAGCAGAGCGAGGGUGAUUUGCGGAGGAGAAUUAACAAGUGGAAGAAGAGUCAGGAGUAA
Molecule: messenger RNA, 696 nt
Organism: Penicillium paradoxum
Lineage: Eukaryota; Fungi; Ascomycota; Eurotiomycetes; Eurotiales; Aspergillaceae
Product: nucleolar protein 16
Exons: 2
Coding region: 1-696 (231 amino acids)
Biological process (GO): ribosomal large subunit biogenesis
Cellular component (GO): nucleolus
Source: RefSeq, a predicted model, not a curated record